Messenger RNA from Syzygium oleosum, 1639 nucleotides. Its product is annotated as probable LRR receptor-like serine/threonine-protein kinase At3g47570. Bases 154 to 1410 code for a protein of 418 amino acids. Gene Ontology annotation, molecular function: protein kinase activity; ATP binding. The transcript has 2 exons. The record is from RefSeq and is a predicted model, not a curated record. Gene Ontology annotation, biological process: protein phosphorylation. Lineage: Eukaryota; Viridiplantae; Streptophyta; Magnoliopsida; Myrtales; Myrtaceae.
UUCCACAGAUCUAUUCCUCAAUCAAUCAGAUCGUUAGGAGGCAUUGAAGAACUAGAUCUUUCACGCAACAAUUUGUCUGGUCAGAUUUCAAAAUUCUUAGCUUUAUUUCAUUCCUUGAAACUUUUGAAUUUGUCUUACGAUAGCUUUGAAGGCAUGCUACCGCGUGAAGGAGUUUUUAAGAAUGCUACCAUGACUUCUAUUAUUGGGAACAAUGAGCUUUGUGGGGGACUGCCAGCAUAUCACCUCCCCAAGUGCAUCUCCAAAAGCUCCAAGAGAAGUAAAAUCCAUAUAUCGGUAUUGUCGGCUUGUGUUAUUUUUGGCAUUCUUGGUGUAGCUCUUACUAUUGUUUUUCUGUAUUUUUGUUGGUUGAAGAAGAAAGUAAAAGAACCGAUUUCAACUUCCAUGGAGGAUUCAUGUCCCAACAUAUCUUAUCGAACACUUUUAAAAGCAACCAAUGGUUUUUCUUCAAUGAAUUUGAUCGGUGUUGGAAGCUUUGGUUCUAUUUACAAGGGAAUAUUUGAAGAGAAUGGUAUAGCCAUUGCAGUGAAGGUGCUUCAUUUAAUGCAUCGUGGUGCUUUGAAGAGCUUCUUGGCGGAGUGCGAGGUAUUAAAGAACAUCAAACAUCGAAAUCUUCUAAAAAUAUUAACAGUUUGCUCUGGUAUUGAUUAUCAGCAAAAUGAUUUUAAGGCCAUAGUUUAUGAGUACAUGGAAAAUGGAAGCCUCAAAAGGUGGCUACAUCCAAAUCCAACACCCUCUUACACAAAUGAGCCUACCCAGAAAUUGAAUUUCUUUCGAAGGAUAAAUAUUGCUAUUGGUGUUGCUUCUACACUCGAUUAUAUUCAUCACCAGUGCCACAUUCCCAUCGUUCAUUGUGAUUUAAAGCCCAGCAAUAUCCUCUUUGAUACCGAGAUGGUCGCGCAUGUUGGUGACUUUGGAUUGGCAAAGUUCCUCCUUGGAUCAUCCACUGAUACCGUGGCUAAUCAAAUGAGCUCAAUGGGCAUAAGAGGAACAAUUGGUUAUGCUCCACCAGAAUAUGCAAUGGGAUGCAAGGUUUCAAGAGAAGGCGGUGUCUACAGUUACGGCAUCCUCUUAUUGGAGAUGUUCACAGGGUUGAGUCCCAACGAUGACAUAUUCAGAGACAAUUUGACUCUUCAUAGUUUUGUGGCAGAAGCUUUGCCUGAACAAGUGCUGGAAAUUACGGAUCACAUUCUGCUUCAAGAAAGAGAGAAUUAUUUAAGCCCCAAUAGUCCUCAGCAUUGGCUCUCCGAAAGCGAUGGCAUAUUUCAAGAGUGCUUGGUCACAGUAUAUAAUAUUGGAGUCUCUUGCUCCGAUGAAGUGCCUGGAAGACGGUUGAGCAUCAGCGGAGUUGCAAAUCAGCUGCAAAAGAUUAGGGAGAAACUCUAUGCCUAGGGUUUACACGGACAAAAAUGAACAACAGGUGAUAGCACAAAUUUUAUUCACUUGUCCUUCUCUCGUCGCUAGACAUUCUGUAUUUGUUUAUGCAAACGCAAACGUACAGGUAAAAUACAUAACUGAAGAUCUUUCUUGAAAGAUGAUAGUUGUUGUCUUUCACCAUCCAUAUUUGGACAUAGUUUAAACUAGCAUAAGGCCUGCAAAGUGCAGGCACAUUCUUGAGUAA